UCUCAAUCAGUCGUGACAUUCCCUUCUAUUUUCUUAUCAUCACAACUACCAUCAACCAAUUCGUCGUUCUCUUCUUCUGCUCUAUUUGCCUUUCCCCCCCGCCGGUUAGCCGUAGUCUCACGCUCUUUCUUCAUUUUGCGUCGGCCCGGCAUUUCGCUCCUUUUCUCAAGUUAGCAAGCAUUGUUUGUUACCUUAAGGUACUCACCGCCUACUUUUCGAUCGAACAGGAGAUAACGAUACCCCCUUUGAAAGAAUCCACGCGUUCGAGCGGAUCGAUUUGAUUUAGAGAGAUAAUACUACGGUAAAAAGGGAAAGAAUAGGAAAUAUGCGUUUCUCAACUAUUCUCUCGGCAGCAGUGGCCACGGGCCCAAUCGUGGCGUCGGCCGCAGGACAACUAGGAUUUGCGCUGGGCAACAAGAAGGCCGAUGGGACUUGUAAGGAAGCGAGCGACUACACGGCUGACUUCGCCGCUCUGACCAAGGAGACGAGCGCUAAGGUCGUUCGUAUCUACGCUGCUUCCGACUGCGAUGUCGCGAAGCUGAUCCUACCUGCUGCUAAGACGGCUGGAUUCAAGGUUGUCCUGGGUAUCUGGCCCGACACGGAUGAAUCCUUCAAAGCCGACAAGGCGGCCGUCGUCGAGUUCGCACCAAAGUACAAGGACCAGGUAUACGCCAUUACCGUAGGCUCGGAAUCCAUGUACCGUGGCAACUUUACGGGUCCGGAGCUUCUGUCCAAGAUCCAGGACGUGAAGUCUGCUGUAGGCAAGGGCUUCAAGAUCGGCACGGCCGACUCGUGGAACAAGUACGCAGAUGGGACGGCCGACGCCCUCGCGGAGUCGGGUAGCGUGGACAUCAUGCUCUGCAACGCUUUCUCGUACUGGCAGGGCCAGGUGCUGUCGAAUGCCACGGGCUCCUUCUACGACGAUAUCUUCCAGGCGUUCGGCCACAUCCAGGAGAAGGCCGGCGGCACUGACAAGAUCGAACUCUGGGUUGGCGAGACGGGCUGGCCCACCGGCGGUGAUAAGUACCAGAACGCGCAGCCCGGCGUUAAGCCUGCCUCGACCUUCUACAGCCAGGCCGUCUGCGGUAUGGUCGACUGGGGAUUCAACGUCUUUUUCUUCGAAGCCUUCGACGAGGCCUGGAAGCCCAAGGCUAUUGGCGAGGACGGCUCCGUGGCUGACGAGACCUCGUGGGGUGCCAUGACCGAGGACCGGACGCCUAAGUACAGCCUCAAGUGCUAAAUCUGCUUCCUUGUUUUAUUCUGCUAGUAGAUGGGGAUGCGCGCAGG
Daldinia vernicosa is the source of this 1287-nucleotide messenger RNA. Its product is annotated as glycoside hydrolase family 17 protein. The transcript has 2 exons. Gene Ontology annotation, molecular function: 1,3-beta-glucanosyltransferase activity; glucan endo-1,3-beta-D-glucosidase activity. Gene Ontology annotation, biological process: carbohydrate metabolic process; cell wall organization. NCBI's taxonomy places the organism in Eukaryota, Fungi, Ascomycota, Sordariomycetes, Xylariales, Hypoxylaceae. Bases 326 to 1240 code for a protein of 304 amino acids. Gene Ontology annotation, cellular component: fungal-type cell wall; cell surface; extracellular region. The record is from RefSeq and is a predicted model, not a curated record.